Messenger RNA from Microdochium trichocladiopsis, 636 nucleotides. RefSeq lists its product as uncharacterized. Bases 132 to 497 code for a protein of 121 amino acids. Lineage: Eukaryota; Fungi; Ascomycota; Sordariomycetes; Xylariales; Microdochiaceae. The transcript has a single exon. The record is from RefSeq and is a predicted model, not a curated record.
CUCGACAAUCCGGCAAUCAUCAGCCUGCGCCAGCAGCUUGGCAAUGCCAUGCCCUCUGCAAUCGCGGACACCUGACUGAGCUAGAGCGUCGUAGGAGCACAUUGGCGUCCACUCCAGAACCCGCAGCAGCCAUGCCGCCGAACGACGGCUUAGUGCGAGGCUCGAUGCGACAGCAAGCCGCAGCAGGCGACAGGCCCCGCGCUCGACCGGACACAAAAGAUGGCGGUUACGACUUAAAUUCAGCACUGUCCGACGUCGAGGAGGCUGACCUCAACUCUCCGCUCGACUCGCCGGCGGUGACCCGACACUCAAUCCCUGAGCCCGGGCUUGGCACUCCAUCAUCCGGGCCGAACGACCCGCAGGACUCCGGGUCGGCCGGCAAGUCUGUGUCCGAAGUCUUGAUGGAGCUCUACACCAUCUCCUAUCUCGUCCUAUUUGCCAUAUGUGGAGCCAAGCACCUAAUGGUACAAUGCAAUUACCACCAAGCAGGUGACUAAGCAGUUGGAGCUCAUUGAGAGCAUAUAAAUGGCACUUUUGGGCUUUGGCACUCGUUUUCAUUGUUUUCUUCUUUUUGUAGGCAACUCUAUAAGUAGCACUCAGUACCCCCAAUAUAUAUGCUCUGCGAGCACUCAACCA